ACUGCACUGCACUGCACUGCACUGCACCGCGUUGAGCGCAGGGCACUCUCAGACCACGCACCGUCCCGCCACCCAGUCUGCCGACUGUCAAUCAAUUCUCCGCUCGAGUCGCCGUCUCAAGCUGCCACCGCUCCUCUUCCUACCACGGUACCUCUAGCGCAGAACCGGAACCGCAACGAAACCGGAGCCGGGCUCACGUGGAGGAGUAGACGAGCGCCUCGCCGAGACCCCAAGCACCCGCCGGCGACUUUGUGUAUCGAGCAUGCCCCAUGGCCUUUUGGGUGCUCGGCGGGGGCGAGAGCAGCCUCCCUCGGGCCCAGGAUGUCUCUCCUCCCCCGCAUCUUCAGCAGUGGCAGCAGCAACAUCGCGGUCGCGAUGCUUCAGGACAGGCUUCACACCUCGAUCGUGGCUUGAGAGGCGGCGGGGAGGCUACCGCUGGCGGCGUCAGCUUCGGCUCAGGUCAAUACUACGAGGAUGAGGACACUCCGGUGAAAAGGUCGAGGACGUUACCGUGGACGGUGAGCGGUGGCCAAGACUACAUGAGCAGAUAUGCCGUCCACAACAACCACCAUCGUCAUCAACACCGGCAAGCCCACGAACGGCAUCAGUACAGCCGGCAUCCUGACAACUCGGCGCCCCUUUCUCCCGACCUCCGCCACUCCGUACCCGUCAACAAUCUCGCUUUUCUCGUCAUUCGCGAAGGCGAUUCCUCUCCGCUCAAUCAAGUACCGUCUCCAACUCCCUCUCCCGAACCGCCACAGCUCCUCUUCCGCUCGACGUCCGACCACAGAAAUGAUGCCAUUCACUUUGGUACCGGCAUGACAGAGCCCAUCUCCAGGCCAGGCACUGCGCCCUGCCCGAUGGCUGCAAUGCCAAUGGAACGCACAGAGUCGGGCCUUUCCAUUUCAUCGUCCGCGUCCGCCGGUGAUUCUCUCUCCGAUACGGACUUCCCCCUACCUCCCGGCGUCACUCUGCUCUCUGAUCACUCUGCUGCGCAGCUUGUCCGUAGCCACAUCGCCUCUUUCCGCCGUCGCUUCCCCGAUUCGCAACACGAGCGCAUUCUUCGGGCACUCAUAUCCCCUCGCACACGAGGUACCGACUGGCCUCUUGACAAUGACGCGCUACGCAGCAUCUUCAGCGCUGCCAACGAGCUCUUCUUCGCCAGUCGCCUAACCCGUCGCGUGACGUGGGACUGGAGCCAUCCAGAUUGGGGUCAGUAUGAGAGUCACAUCGUGGGUACCACGGCCGUGCGCCCUUGCGCGCGGCUGGGCGGUUGGGAAACCUUGAUUGUGCUAUCCUCACCCAUCUUGCGCGACACAAAGUACAACAGGAGGCUGCUCAUUUCGACCUUCCUCCACGAGAUGAUCCACAGUUUCAUGUUUGUCAUGUGUGGGCUCAAGGCCCGUGAGGCGGGCGGCCACACGUACGGAUUCCGUCAGAUUGCCGCCAUCAUCGAUGAGUGGGCAGGCAGGGAGUACCUGCGGAUGAGCGACAUGGAGGCUGAUUUGGAGCGCUUCCGCGGUGACGUGUCCUCAAAUACGGAUGAAGUCGGCACCAGCCAGGCGAAGGCAAUGACAGCAGAACAGCGCCGUGCCGGCGGAGGGAGGGACGAGUUUCUCAUGCAGCCGAUAUCGCUGUGUCAACACGACGGCCAACACAUUCAGCACGACGGCCACGACCACCAUUUCGGUCAUCAGAAAUACGACCAGGCAGCCUAUGGAGAUUGGCAGUGGCAGCCGCACGAGGAUUUUGGGGCGCGCGAUCCACCAACGUCCUCGGGCUUGUCAUACGUUUACUGACGGGGUCUGUUCACGGGGAGCUGUCCCCGACUAUUUCAUGUUGCCAUAUUUUCUCUUGUUUUCUUUCUCUCAAAUCACAUGUAGCAGCCAGCAUGAUUGUGGAGUUUUUAUAUUUAUCUUGGACACAUCUGCAGGGUCCAGCACAUUUUGCCAUUUCAUCGGGGUGUGGGUUGAUUCCGGGGAUAGAUGGUGUAGUGAAAAGCGACGACGGAGGAGCAGGGUUGUUUCGCGACACCAAAUUUCAAAAGAAAGCUCAGCAGGCAAUGUUCAAUGCAGUGUUCAUCAUCGAAAGUUCAUAUACCUGUGAGACCUCAGGCACGGUGUUGUAAGAGGAAUGGUGAGCAAGUCG
Messenger RNA from Purpureocillium takamizusanense, 2148 nucleotides. RefSeq lists its product as uncharacterized. Bases 270 to 1799 code for a protein of 509 amino acids. Lineage: Eukaryota; Fungi; Ascomycota; Sordariomycetes; Hypocreales; Ophiocordycipitaceae. The transcript has a single exon. The record is from RefSeq and is a predicted model, not a curated record.